This is a messenger RNA of Amaranthus tricolor (Joseph's coat), 3468 nucleotides long. RefSeq names its product dynamin-related protein 3A-like. Gene Ontology annotation, molecular function: microtubule binding; GTP binding; GTPase activity. The transcript is spliced from 20 exons. The record is from RefSeq and is a predicted model, not a curated record. Bases 678 to 3164 code for a protein of 828 amino acids. Lineage: Eukaryota; Viridiplantae; Streptophyta; Magnoliopsida; Caryophyllales; Amaranthaceae. Gene Ontology annotation, cellular component: cytoplasm; membrane; microtubule.
UAAAGUUUCAUUACCAUAGGAAUUAUAUGGAACUUUUUAUGAAAUUUUACACUAUAAAUCAUUUCCAUUACUAUCAUUUGAUACCGGUCACCCAAUGGAUCAUAGGUGCUUUACUUGUGACUUAACCAAACACUUAGUUAAUUGAAGGUGCUUUAGUUGUGACUUAACCAAACACUUGGUUGGCUACUUGCAAUCAAGAUCAUGACCAACUCUAGAUUUCAGAAUAAUUCAGUAGAACAAAAACUUUUGGUGAAUAAUUUUUCAGUCCCUAAAAUAAAAUAGCUACUCUAGACCACCUUUUAUAUGACGGUCCGACACAUCUUUUUCGGUGUCCUCCAAAGCUUGCAGACUUGCAGUUAUAUAACUCGAUUCACAUCACUUUUAAUCACAAUACGACAUCUAGUACAAGUCAAAACGACACAUCGCUUUCCUCUCAAGUCUCACCCAAGAAAUUGGGGAACCCAAAAUAAUUCUCAAAUAAAAGAAAAAAUAAAAAAGGUCACAAGUUCUUACUCUCAGCCCUCAGGUCUCAUCCUUCCUUCUCUAUGAUCUUCUUCUUUCUGUGAAUUUUGAAAACUUAAAGAAUCUUACUCUCUAAUCUCCAUUCCUAUUCAUACAACAUCUCUCUCUUUUUGGGGUUUCAAUCUCCUUUUUUUUUUUUUUUUCAAUUUUCGUUAAUGGCGGACGAUUCAAUCACACCGUCAUCACCUUCACCAUCAAUGGCGGAAGUUACAAAAGCUUCGUUGGGGCACUCUGUGAUCCCAAUAGUAAACAAGCUACAAGAUAUAGCAGCACAGCUAGGUAAUAGUCCUGCCUUUGACUUACCGCAAGUCGCCGUCGUUGGUAGCCAGAGUAGUGGUAAAUCGAGCGUUCUUGAAGCGCUUGUUGGCCGUGAUUUCUUGCCGCGAGGGUGUGAUAUUUGUACUCGACGUCCGCUUGUGCUUCAGCUUUUGCAGACAAAGAAGAGUGAUGAAGAAUGGGGAGAGUUUUUGCAUCUUCCUGGAAAAAGGUUUUUUGAUUUCAGUGAAAUUCGAAGAGAAAUUCAGGCUGAAACUGAGAGAGAGGCUGGAGAAAACAAAGGUGUUUCCGACAAGCAAAUCCGUCUUAAAAUCUUUUCACCUAAUGUUCUUGAUAUUACCUUAGUAGAUCUCCCUGGGUUAACCAAAGUUCCAGUUGGUGAUCAGCCAUCUGACAUUGAAGCGCGAAUAAGAACCAUGAUAAUGUCCUACAUCAAAAUCCCAAGCUGCUUAAUAUUAGCAGUUACCCCUGCUAAUUCUGAUUUAGCAAAUUCAGAUGCUUUGCAGAUGGCUGGAAUCGCGGAUCCUGAUGGUUAUCGAACGAUUGGUGUCAUCACAAAGCUAGACAUUAUGGACAGAGGGACAGACGCACGCAAUUUUUUGCUUGGGAAAGUUAUACCACUACGGCUUGGUUAUGUGGGUGUUGUGAAUCGUAGUCAAGAGGACAUUGUGAACAACAGGAGCAUAAAAGACGCACUUGUGGCUGAGGAGAAAUUCUUCCGCAGUCGUCCUGUGUACAGUGAUGUUGCAGAUCGAUGCGGUGUUCCACAGUUGGCGAAAAAAUUAAAUCAGAUUCUAGUUCAACACAUCAAGUCCCUUCUCCCCGGUCUAAAAGCGCAAAUCAGUGCUCAACUUGUUUCUGUUGCUAAAGAGCACGCAAGUUAUGGAGAAAUUGUGGAAUCUAAGGCUGGUAUGGGUAGCCUCAUCUUAAAUAUUUUAUCUAAAUACUCAGAAGUUUUUGCUUCUAUGAUCGAGGGGAAGAACGAAGAGAUGUCAACUUCCGAGCUAUCUGGUGGUGCAAGAAUUCAUUACAUAUUCCAGUCAAUUUUUGUUAAGAGUUUAGAGGAGGUGGAUCCAUGUGAGGAUUUAAGUGAUGAUGACAUCCGAACAGCUAUUCAGAAUGCAACUGGUCCUAAGUCUGCAUUAUUUGUUCCAGAAGUACCAUUUGAAGUUCUUGUCAGAAGGCAAAUUUAUCGUUUAUUGGAACCAAGUCUCCAAUGUGCAAAGUUUAUAUAUGAUGAGCUUAUAAAGAUGAGCCGGCGUUGUCUAGUCAAUGACAUGCAACGCUUUCCUAUACUCAGAAAACGAAUGGAUGAUGUUAUCCAUAACUUCCUGAGAGAAGGCCUUCAACCCACCGAGGCAAUGAUCAAUCAUAUCAUAGACAUGGAGUUGGACUACAUAAAUACUUCUCACCCUAAUUUCAUUGGUGGAGCUAAAGCUGUAGAGGUUGCUUGUCAACAUAUCAAGUCUUCAAGAUCUUCUGUAUAUAUCCCAAAGCUAAAGGAUGUUGGGGAUUCAGAUAAAGCACCUGCAUCUGAAAGGAUACUUAAAACACGAGGUAUUCUUCCUAGAAGUGCAAAUGGAGCCAUUGCAGAACAGAGCUUUCGAUCUGCAGUAGAUGGUGAUAAACCUGUUCAGUCUGGAGGUGUGACUAACCCUAGUUGGGGGAUUUCAUCUAUAUUUGGGGCUGCUGACAACCACAACACUUCUAAGGAAAUCUCCAUUAAUAAGUCUUUCAGUGAGCCUAUACAGAAUUUGGAGCAUUCGUUUUCAACUAUAUAUUUAAAGGAGCCACCAACAAUACUGAGGCCAGCAGAGACUCAAACAGAGAAUGAGGCAAUUGAAAAUGCUGUCACCAAAUUGUUGUUGAAGUCAUAUUAUGAUAUCGUCAGGAAGAAUGUUGAAGACUCUGUGCCUAAGGCUAUCAUGCAUUUCCUGGUAAACCAUACUAAGCGAGAGCUGCACAACAUAUUUAUCAAAAAGCUGUAUAGAGAGAAUCUAUUUGAAGAGAUGUUGCAGGAACCUGAUGGUUUGGCAAUAAAAAGGAAGCAAACUCGAGAUAAAUUGCGUAUUCUCAACCAGGCUUUCCGGGUGCUUGAUGAAUUGCCACUUGAAGUUGAUACAGUUGAGAAGGGUUACAGUUUGGGAACUGAUGCUACUGGUUUGCCAAAGAUAAAUGGUCUUCCAUCAUCAAUGUACUCAUCAAGCAGUUAUUCAAGUGAAUCCCUUUCGGCCUCUCCUAAAACCCACAAGUCCAGGAAAUCUUCUCACUCGGGUGAAUUACAAUCGCCAUUGUACCCCAACGGUGAUUCGAUUGGCAGUGGCCGUGGUUCUUUGACUGGUCUCUAUCCAACUAUCCAUAUGUAAAUCAUAUGGCCAGUAGCUGUUGUGCAAUCAUCAAGUUUAUUCAUUUCGAUUGGUUUGUCCCAUAUUUUUUGAAUCUUUGGGGAUAUAAAAUCUUCUCACCCCUUUUCAGUCACCGUUAUUUUGAGUUGCAGAAGGUUGUCAUGAUUAAACUUGCAAAUUUUUGUAGCAAAUUUGAUGAUAUAUUUUCUAAAUGAGCCAAGAUAUAAGUCAAAUUGGUUUUUGGUGCAUGUAUAUUACUACUAGAAAGGAUGUGUUACCUCUAUUCAGUUUUGCCAUACAUAAUAACAAGGCUUCCCAUUUGAAA